Molecule: messenger RNA, 4896 nt
Organism: Calypte anna (Anna's hummingbird)
Lineage: Eukaryota; Metazoa; Chordata; Aves; Apodiformes; Trochilidae
Gene: PDIK1L
Product: PDLIM1 interacting kinase 1 like
Exons: 3
Coding region: 1208-2233 (341 amino acids)
Biological process (GO): peptidyl-serine phosphorylation; autophagy; positive regulation of autophagy
Cellular component (GO): cytoplasm; autophagosome
Molecular function (GO): ATP binding; protein serine/threonine kinase activity
Source: RefSeq, a predicted model, not a curated record
GAGGGAGCCCGAUAAUGGCGGUCGGGAGGCGGCAGCGCGGUGGCGGCGGUGGCCCUGAGUACCUAAAACAGUGGAAAUACUUGAAAGCUUCCUAGUAAUAACAGGCUGUUUUGAUGUGGUCCUUAUUGCCUGGUUCACUCCAUAAAGAGCAUCAAAUUUAUCACGGGCAAUAUUACAGACUGUUUCAGUUCUGAUACACUAGCUGCAAUUUUUAUUUAUUCAUUGGGUUUUGUGUUUCAUUCUGUUUGACCAGUGAUCAUUGGCUAGUCAAGCUUUGGUUUUUGUUUUUUUUUCUUGUCAGUAGUCAGUGUCCCAUUUUGGUUGGUUGUGUGAAGGUGGUGCUGGUCUGUUUUGCUCUGUAAUCUUGCAGGGAAGCUUGCAGGGAGGGUCAUGAAUCUGGAGCAGGGUUUGGUGGUUUGGGUUUUGUGUGUGUGUGCAUGUGUCUUGUUUUACACAUAGAGCAAUCUCUUAAUUUUUGUCCUCUUGAGCAAAAGUGAAAGGCAGAUGCUGGGUACAAGCUUCUGCAAUUGGUUACUCUGAUUUAACUUCUUGUAACCAUGGACUUCUCAUUCAGAGGAGGGUGGGAGAAGAACCACAGUGACCUUAAAAAAAAAAAAGGGUGCUAUCUCUUGCACCUCUUGUCUUGCAUCCUCUUGUCUUAAUUGUCAGUAGAACAACUGAAUGAUUAAAUUAUACCAGAAGCAUUUGCUUACACAGCCACCUUCAUAAAAGGCAGUGUUAAUUAAAGCUGUUACUGCCUGACCCCAGGCUCCAACUGGAACCAAUUCCCUGCUCUCCCAAGUGUGGAUGGAGAGCAUGACCCCACACUGUUAUCCCUGCAGAUCUUCCCAGAAGAGCCUGAGAGAAAGGAGCAGGAGCUCCCUGGUCCUGCCAGGGCAGGGUGGAAGCCUAGGUUUGACCUGGGCUGUAUUGGAAAUCUUCACGUUCCCACCCAAACUCUCUUCAUUUCCCUUUUAACCCACUCCGUGGCAACAGGUUUGCAGAGCAGCAGCUGCAAUGUCCUUGCCCUCAAGUGCACCUUUGCCUUCAGAGGAAGGCUGGGUAAUUAACCCCCCGUUAAUUACAGGGGUUUGGUAGCCCUGCUACGGCCCCACGGGAGGGGGAUGGAAAACACCGCCCGGUUCUUCUUCCGAAGCUUUAGCUCUGUGGGUUUUUCCCCCCUUCCCCAGAACCCUUGAACUUGAAGAUGGUGAGUAGCCAGCCUAAGUACGAGCUAAUACGAGAGGUUGGCCGUGGGAGUUAUGGUGUGGUGUACGAAGCAGUCGUCAGGAAGACCUCUGCCCGGGUGGCCGUGAAAAAGAUCCGGUGCCAGGCGCCGGAGAACGUGGAGCUGGCUCUGCGGGAGUUCUGGGCACUGAGCAGCAUCAAGAGCCAGCAUCCCAAUGUCAUUCACCUGGAGGAGUGCAUCCUGCAGAAAGAUGGGAUGGUGCAGAAGAUGGCCCAUGGCUCCAGUUCCUCCCUUUAUUUACAGCUUGUAGAGACCUCCCUAAAAGGAGAAAUAGUCUUUGAUCCCAGAAGUGCUUAUUACCUCUGGUUUGUGAUGGAUUUCUGUGAUGGAGGAGACAUGAACCAGUACCUCUUGUCCCGAAAGCCCAACCGCAAAACCAACACCAGCUUCAUGCUCCAGCUCAGCAGUGCUCUGGCCUUCCUCCACAAAAACCAAAUCAUCCAUCGUGAUCUCAAACCUGACAAUAUCCUGAUCUCUCAGAGCAGGGUGGAUGCAAGUGACUCAGAACCUACCCUGAAAGUGGCUGAUUUUGGGCUGAGCAAGGUGUGUUCAGCCUCAGGACAGAACCCCGAGGAACCGGUCAACGUAAAUAAGUGUUUUCUGUCAACUGCCUGUGGGACUGAUUUCUAUAUGGCCCCUGAAGUCUGGGAAGGACACUACACUGCCAAAGCAGACAUUUUUGCCUUGGGAAUCAUCAUCUGGGCCAUGUUGGAAAGGAUCACCUUCAUAGAUACAGAAACAAAGAAAGAACUUCUGGGGAGUUACGUCAAGCAGGGGACAAGCAUCGUGCCGGUGGGAGAGGCACUUCUGGAAAACCCUAAAAUGGAACUGCUCAUCCCUGUCAAAAAAAAAUCCAUGAAUGCUCGGAUGAAGCAGCUGAUCAAGGAAAUGCUGGCAGCCAACCCCCAGGACAGACCUGAUGCCUUUGAGCUGGAACUACGCUUGGUCAACAUUGCUUUUAAAGACAGCAGCUGGGAGACGUGACUGGGUCAGAGCUGCUUCUGGCCCAAAUUAUGGUGCAACUUUAGUGGCAGUAAAAGAAAAGAGCCAGAACUCUGACCUGCAGGGUGUGGUUUCUACCAAACAAAAUUGUUUUUUUUAUUUGUUUGAGUUUCAGCAGGAUGAGUUGGUGUGUAUAAUUCCUGGGGUGUCCCAUGCAAGUGUAAGAUGUGCUGAUGUUGGUUGGUGUUCCUGGCAGUGGAAUGUCAGAGCUGAGACUUGAUUCCCAACACUAUGUCCUGGAGUAUUUCAUACAUUCCAGUUUCCUAUGUCAGCAUAAGAAAUCUCAUGGAGGAAAAAAAAUCAAAACAAAAAACCACAACUAAACACAAAACCAACAAGAUUUGCAUGCUGGUAGUGCAAAUCUUCAGGCUUUGUAAAGUAAUUCUGUGUAUAUAUUUAUGUAGGUGAGUGACUGGGAGUGAAUGCCACUUAAAUUAUUUGCUAUGGAUCUGAAUGAUUGGGGUCUGCUAGAAAAUGAGGUGAAGGAGGUAGAUACAUUCCUUCUUCUACAGGCCUGAAUAACUUUAUUAUUUAUUUUUGUUAUUGAAUGUCAAAGAUAGGGUCUGAGACUUGACUUUGUAGACAAAAAAACCAAACAAUGCAAGGCGCUCAGCAGUUUUUAAACAUGCUGACAUGGCCAAGUUUAGCACUUACAGCUUAAUGAGCUCAUCACCAAGGGAGUCAAAUUACAAAUGUAUGCAGUUGGGUGCUGGCAUGUUGGCUGGUUCAUUAAUCAUUCUAUUUUGCUUUCUUCUAGUAAUCAAAUUCUUUAUUAAUCAGUUAACCUGCAGUUUCACAACACACUCUCUGCUCUUGUAUCUGUAGUUCAGUAACACCUUGAGGAUGGGGCACAGCAGAGUGCUGAGGGCUUAGUUCAUAGCAAUGAGGAAGAGCAGGGAGUUAUUUUGAAGAUCCUGCAAAGCAUGGUGAGCAGCAGAGCUUUCCUGUUAACUGAAUCUAACUGGUAAUACUGGUCAUGGCCUCUUCCUUUCUGGCACCACUUCUGCCCUUCUAAUGAUGAGGAGAUGACAGGGUGACUGGUAGAAAAAAACCUCUUCACAAACAGGAGAGAAAACCUGAAAGGUAUUUGUGUGGUAAGCUAGGCUGAUAUUAUAUAUUUUUUCCCCCUCCUUUUAAAGAAAUAAUACUUCUUUUAAAGCACGGGUGGCAAGAUGGAAAGCUUUGCAGUGGCUGAAAGGCUGCUUAUCCCCAGCUCUCAUUCCCCAGCAGAUGGAUUCACCAGGAGGGGUUUUGCUGAGGCCACCUGAGGCAGCUCAGCAGACAGAGGCUGCUCUGUAACAGGACCACUUUGUUCUUUUGGGUGCAGCACUGGGACCUUUCUCAGCACUCUGACCUUUCAGAAAAAGUAGAGUCUUAAGACAUUGCCUUUGAAAGCUGCAACAAAGGCUGGGUGUCUUAAUGAAGUAAUUUAAUAUUUUUUUUUCCCUUGACCUGAAGCUGCUGUGUGACUUGCUACUCAGACUCUACUGCCUCUUGGUGCUGUGGGAUCAGUGCUGGUCAGUCAGUGCUUGUUCUGUCUGGGACUAAACAGCGCUUUUUUGUUGUUGUUGUUCUUCCAAAGCAAAGGAUUCUGAUUCUACCCAACUUCUGAAGCUUUCCAGACUGCAGCUCUCCUCACCUGGUGCUGUGUAGAGCUGGUAGCAAUUACCCAGGGGAGCCUUAGCCUUUAAUUCUUUUUAAUUUGCUUCACUUUAUUGUUGAAGGCAAGUUGUCUGAGCAGGGGUUCUCAGGCAAACUUUGUCUCUGAACCUGGUGCUGUAGUGGAAACUUUUGGGAGCCAGCAUGAGGAGAGCAGAGCUCCUGACUGCAGUGUAGGUGGCAGGGACAGAGGUGACUGUGUCCUACCUGUGUAGGUGUCCCAGUGUUGCUCCUCCCCUGCAGGGAGCUCAGUCUCUAGGAGAUUUGGAGCCUGCCUGUGAGUAGCCAGGAGCAGAGAUCUGUUUGUUCUGAUGUUCUAAAAGUGGAAAUUGUUUCUUCUCAUCUUUUAACCCCAUUCAGUACAAUUGGAGCCUCAGCUUGCUACUGAAAGGAAGAAAACAAACCUCUUUCUCCCUGUGCCAGCACUGUUUCAAGGUAUUUACAUUUCAGCAUGGUUGUUGGACUACUGAUGUUUCAAGGCAGUUUAUAAUUUUUCCAUGUUUAACUUGAGAGCUGUUUAAAAACACCUUGCUAACCUCCUCCUCUCUUACCCACCCACAACUCAGAGCUAACAAACUGACCUUAAAACGCAAAUCUUUACUUUUUAGGUGCUUUGCAGCUCACCUGCUUCUUCUCUGAAGCAUUUCACAGUAUGAACACUGAAAGUUUGUUGCUUUGCUGUUGGGUUUUUUUGACUCCCAAAGUGUUUCUUUGCACUGAUUGCCACUUUAAAGGGUGGGGGAACCCAAAAUCCCUCUCAUGGUGCUUAGCCUUGCAGCUGGGUGACACUGUUUCCUUGGUUAGGCCUUCAGGGCUGUGUUCCAUUUUAUUUUUGUUGUUGUUGUUGUCUGGGGUCUUUGUCUUAAAACCUUUGAUAAAUCAAAUUGUUGUAGCAGCUACAGAGUUCUUCACCAGCGUGACACAAAGUCAAGAUACUUUUCAGCACUCAGAAAAGAUUUUGGUUUUGGUUUUCCAAAUCUUUCUUU